CGGUUUUGGGGUCCCAGGUCCAUCUGACCCCCCCUUACCCCCCCCAGGCUCCCUCCUGGCCGAGUUCUUCUCGUUUUUCGGGGGGUUGGACCUUCCCCGGCUCCUCCUGUCCCCCCGCGAGGGCCGAGCGCUGCCCCGGCCCCCCCCCCGGCGCUCUGGGGGGGCUCCGCGCGGGCCCCCUGACCCUGCAGGACCCCUUCGAGCUGAGCCACAACGUGGCCGCCAACGUCCCCCCCCGGGCCGUGUCCCGGUUCAGCCGCUGCUGCCGCGAGGCCGCCAAAUUCUGCCGCGGCCCCGAAUUCCGGCACCGCCCCCGCCGCUCCGGCCGCCCCUGGGGGGUCCUGGGGCUCCUCCGGCCCGGGGGGGGACCCCCGAGAAGGACGGGGGGGGGCUUCGCCAUCCCCCUCCCGCUGCGGCCCCGCGGGGGUCCCGGGGGGGGUCCCGGGGGGUUCCGGGAGGUUUGCGGGGCCGUGGGGUUCGUGCUCCGGGACGUUCUGGGCUGCGGCUGCGACCCCGGGGGGGAACGGGGGGACCCGGGGGGGGCUGAGGACGGGGAGGAGCCGCCCCCGGGUCCGUCACGGGCGGAGGAGUCACCGCCGGGAGCCAAAUGUCACCUCGGGGGGGGCACGGGACCUUCCCGGGGGGAAUUUGGGGACGCGGGGGCGGCCGAGGAUCCGCCGGGAUCACCGGGAUCCGGGGGUCCCCUCGGGGGGGAGGCGGGGGGAGAUUCCCGAGGGGAGCGGGAGGGGCCGUGCCCGUCACCGGCCCCGGGCUCGAAGCGUCUCCGCCCCGAGGCCCCGAACGGCCCCGAAAUUCCCCCCGGGAAGCGCCCCCGGCCCCCCCCGCUCCUCCCCCCGUCCCUCUGGAGCUGCUCCGUCUGGCACCGGGUGUGGAGGGGCCGCCGCCGCCUCCGCCGCCGGCUCCGGGACCCCCGGGGGGGGCUCGGGGGGGAUCCCGGGGGGGGUCCUGGGGGAUGUCCCGGGGGGGGUCCCGGGCAGGACUCGCUGGCGCUGGAGCGGGCGGUGACCGAGGCCAUCGUGCGGGGGGACACCGGGGACCCCCCCGGGAACCCCCCCGGGGCCCCCCCGGAGCCGCUGCUUCGCUUCCAGGCCCGCGCCCGCCGGGGGGGGUCGCGCCGGGACCCCCAAGUGCUGCUGCGGCUCCGGCCCAUCCCCGACCCCCCCCCGCCGCUUUUCCACGAGUUUUUCCACUUCCUGAGGAGUUUUCUGCCCGAAAUGGUUCGGCAGCGCCUGGGAAUGGGCCGGGGGGAGGGGGGCGCGGGCCCCCCCGAGGCGGGGAGCGGGGGGGAACUUUGUACGUCCUGAGUUUCUCCAGUAAAACCCGUUUUGCAGUUGGCUCCUGCGUGGGGGGGUUUUGGGGACAAAACGGGGGGAAAAAAGGAGCUCUCGGGGACAAAAAUCCACCCUCUGUCCUUGGCGCGGGUUAUUCCUUAAAUUUCCCUAAUUUCUAAGUUGUGGAGGAUUUGGGGCCUCCCAGCACCGGCUCGGCUGGAAAUUGGAUUUAUUUCGAUGUUUCCUGUGGGUGUUUAACCCCGAAAACCAGAAAAUGGUGGGUGUUAAUAUU
This is a messenger RNA of Corapipo altera (White-ruffed manakin), 1584 nucleotides long. Its product is annotated as speckle targeted PIP5K1A-regulated poly(A) polymerase-like. The record is from RefSeq and is a predicted model, not a curated record. NCBI's taxonomy places the organism in Eukaryota, Metazoa, Chordata, Aves, Passeriformes, Pipridae.